Molecule: messenger RNA, 231 nt
Organism: Drosophila novamexicana
Lineage: Eukaryota; Metazoa; Arthropoda; Insecta; Diptera; Drosophilidae
Exons: 2
Coding region: 21-209 (62 amino acids)
Source: RefSeq, a predicted model, not a curated record
UUGUCACUCAACGGCCCAAGAUGUGCAAGGCUGCUGCUCUGCUUGUGCUGUGCCUGUUUUGCCAGCUAAUACUUGUGCCCGCGACGCCUGCGCCCAUAUGGAGUCUCGACCAGGUGGGCUCUUACUUUAAUGGCAUCUUUCGCUCUAUUGUUGGACCGCUUUUUGGGUUUGGCAACGACGAUGACCGCAAUACAACACCCAGCAAUUAGUUUAUAUGCAGCUUACCGCACC